AUGGAGGCUAAGAAAAUCAUAGCCAUAUGCCAAUCCGGAGGUGAAUUUGUGACCAACAAAGAUGAUGGGUCUUUGUCUUACACCGGUGGGGAAGCUUAUGCUCUGGGCAUUGACGAGCAGACGCAGUUGAAAGAUUUCAAGCAAGAACUGUCCGAGAAUUUUCAAUGCAAUGUCGAUGGCAUGACAAUCAAGUAUUUUCUUCCUGGAAAUAGAAAGACUCUGAUUACCAUAUCGAAGCAUAAGGACCUUCAGCGCAUGCUGAACUUCUUCAAGGAUUCUGACCAAGUCGAGGUAUUUGUAGCUGGUCCUCAGAAUGUGCCCAACAUGCCUGCUAGUAGGUCAAGCAAAACUGUGUUAGAUGCAGUGAUUCCCUCUGAUGACCCCAUGGAUAUUAUGCAAGAUGAUGAUGCAAUUGUUCUGGAUGAGCCUAUUGAAACUACAUCACUCGAAGUGACUCCAUUUAGCAAUGAAGAGGAGCAUCGGAGAGCAGCAACCCAGUGGAAGAACAUCAUCACUGGUGUGGACCAAAGAUUCAAUAGCUUCACCGAAUUUCGUGAAGCUCUGCAUAAAUACUCGAUUGCUAAUGGAUUUGAUUACAAAUAUAAGAAAAAUGACAACCAUCGUGUAACUGCCAAGUGCAAAGUGGAAGGCUGUCCAUGGCGUAUAUAUGCAUCAAGGGUGGCUGCCACACAACUAAUAUGUAUUAAGAUUAUGAAUGCAGAGCAUACAUGCGGAGGAGCUACCACAAAAGCUAGGCAGGCAACUAGGGGAUGGAUAGGGAGUAUUAUAAAGGAAAAAUUGAAAGUUUCUCCAAAUUACAAGCCAAAGGAUAUUGCCAAAGAAAUUGAGCGUGAUUAUGGCAUUCAGUUGAACUAUAGUCAGGCAAGGCGAGCAAAGGAGAUUGCACGAGAGCAGCUUCAGGGCUCUUAUGAAGAGGCAUACUCUCACUUACCAUUUUUCUGCGAGAAGAUAAUGGAGACUAACCCAGAACGUAUUACAUUUGUUUCUGAUUUCCAGAAAGGUAUAAGAGAGUCAUUGCUUGAAAUAUUUGGCAAAGAGUGCUAUCAUGGUUACUGCCUACGUUGUCUUGCUGAAAAACUUAAUAAAGAUCUGAAAGGACUUUCACACGAUGCAAGACGUCUCAUGGUUCAAGAUUUAUAUGCUGCUGCUUACUCUGCAAAACUUGAGGCUUUUGAGAGUAGUCUUGAAAAUAUAAAAGCUAUAUCAGCUGAAGCUUAUGACUGGGUCAUUGGUAGCGAACCAGAACACUGGUCUAAUGCAUUUUUUGGUGGUGCAAGAUACAACCACAUGACAUCCAACUUUGGUCAACAGUUCUAUAGUUGGGUAUCUGAGAUGGAUGGGUUUCCAAUAACUCAGAUGGUUGAUGUAUUGCGUGGUAAGAUUAUGGAAUUGAUGUAUAGAAGACGACUUGAAUCCAGUAAUUGGGUUACAAGGUUGACACCUUGUAUGGAGGACAGGCUUCAGAAUGAGAUGGCUAAAGCACAGUCGUUCCAAGUAUUGCAAUCAAUUGGAAAUAGCACAUUUGAGGUUCGUGGUGAAUCACUUGUCGACUUGGUUGAUGUAGAUAAAUGGGACUGUAGUUGUAAAGGAUGGCAGCUUACUGGAUUGCCUUGCUCCCAUGCUAUUGCUGUUUUUGAAUGUGUUGGUAGGACCCCAUACGACUAUUGCUCCAGAUACUUCAUGACUGACACUUACCGCAUAACUUACACGGAGUCAAUCAACCCAAUACCAAACGUGGAGAAACCAGAGAAAAUUGAAGUUAUUGUAACUCCUCCACCUACCAAAAGACGAGUUAAACCAAAGAUUAAAUCAGUUGAAUUUAUGGACAGCAUUAAACGCCAGCUUCAGUGUCGGAGGUGCAAGGGCCUGGGGCACAAUGCGAGAACAUGCGACAAGGUGAACAACAACUUGGUUGAAGAAGAAGUGCAUGCCCCUACCCCACUUUUGACAGGGAUGACCGCUGAUGAACCUACUGAUGGAGGAAGCAUUUGA
Fraxinus pennsylvanica is the source of this 2013-nucleotide messenger RNA. The record is from the annotation of a GenBank genome assembly. Lineage: Eukaryota; Viridiplantae; Streptophyta; Magnoliopsida; Lamiales; Oleaceae.